GAACAAAUACCGGUGAUUCGUGUUCGUGAUAUCGCACCGGCAGAAUCUACCGGGUAGAUAAACGUAGCCGAGCGGGAGGCGGUUAGUCGUGCGCGAUACCCGUAGCCGCGUGCGCCGGUCAUUCUUUUAGCUACGGGGUCCCUUGAACCUCGUUCGCGUCGAAAAUUUCAAUGGGAUCGGAGCUGGUCACCGAGAUGAUUGUUUUAUACAGAGCAGUUUCGAGCAGGAGCGACCGCGACUUCAGAUAAUCGUAGAUUUAUCUAUAUAGUCGAAUGAUUCCGCGCUUCUUGCCCGGUUACGUUAAUUUUAUAUAAAUGCCUUCGAGACGAAUCUGAGAGAAAGAGAGAUAGAGAGAGAGUUUAUCACUGUGAUCGCGAUCGAUGUGCCGAGUGCCGCGAGUUGCCUGAAAAAUCGUUACAAUCGGUGCGGAUAUAUAUAGUUCGAUCGCUCGUCCGGAGCGAUCGACAUUUAUUUGAGAAUUGUAUAACGCGAAAUUGGAGUAACUCGCGCGCGCGUGUAUAUAUCUAUAUAUGUAUAUCGUGUAACGAAGGAAUUGUACAUAUAUAACGUUGAUUUUUUUAAAUCGAAUUUUUUGCGCGUCUUCAAAACGUUCCUCCCCCUCUCCUUGGAUUAAUGGUUCCCGCACGUAACAACAUGUUUCUCGUUUGCGUGACCGUGGGACUCGUUUUUCUGGCGUCGAAGUAUCGCGACAACGUGCUUCGCAGCGUCAAGCAUCUGUAUAAGAAUAUCAAAAAUCGAGAUGGCAGCAAUAAGGCCAAACGCGAUAAGCAAGAUACCGAUGAUAAUAAUAAUGAGGAUGCUAACGACAACAAGGAGAUUAAAAUUGUAUUAGACAAGAUUAUUCUGGCGGACUCUCCGGAAAAAUGCGAUUACGCCAUACAGCGUAUUCGUUGUGAUCUGUCUGAUGGUGUCUUGGGUUUUGAUUGCGAAUGGGUCAAAGAGGGACCCGUCUCUCUGUUACAACUGGCUACUUUCAAUGGAGUAGUUGCUUUGUUUCGCAUCGGAAAGAUUGGAUACAUUCCGCCUAAACUUAAGGAAUUAUUAGCUAGUAAGCACAUUCUUAAAGUGGGGAUCUCUUCAUUCGAAGACGGACAGAAAAUUGUUAAGGAUUAUGGAUGUAGAGUUAAUGGAACUCUUGAUUUAAGAACCUUAGCUGAAAGUCUCGAUCUACCGAGCCGGAAAAGCUUAGCUGCCAUGAGUUUAGAAUAUCUUAACAUUGAGAUGGACAAAAUGAUAGAAAUCAGGUGUGGUGACUGGGAUGCUAGCACCUUAACCGACGAACAAGUUGCGUAUGCUGCUUGUGAUGCGCUUGCAUCUGUUAUCAUUUAUCAUAAGAUAAGGCAAAAAGAGAAAAAGAAAUAUUCAUUAUGGCAGAGAGUAGGAAUUUACUUAUAUAAUAUAUUUAGUAGUGAUAUAAGUGUGCGGAUUCAUGGUGUACCUGCUAAAACAGUCGAUACGAGGUUCAAGGUUCAGCGAUCACCAAGUGCGGACAGUAUUACUAGUAAUAAUGUUUUAAAUGCCAAGAGUAAAUCAGUAGUAGUAGAUAAAAACACUAUUAACGAUCGUAAAAAUGCGAUACCUACUAGAAUCAAGCCGUUAUAUCAUAAUUGUUAUUUACAAGCGCCUGAUGGAGAUAUAUUGUGUACAUGCGAUCGCAAGAAGGCGGAGUGGUAUAUUACGAAAAAUUUAGGAAAACUUGUGGAGACAGAUCCAUAUACAGUGAGGUUAAACUUUGAGCCAUCCGGCCGAGCAUUGGGAGAGGUUGGACAAUAUUAUACACAGGUGAAACUUAAUCAAUGUGUAGUCUGUGGAUGCACUGAGAAAUUUAUUAGGAAAAAUGUUGUGCCGCGAGAAUAUCGGAAGUACUUUCCACUGGUAAUGAAGGCACAUCAAUCACAUGAUGUAUUACUAUUAUGUCCUGCCUGUCACGAAAUUAGCAAUAACCAUGAUCUGCAGCUCAGAAGAAAGUUAGCAGACAUGUGUGACGCACCACUAAUUGGGCCGAUAACACACGUACGAGACAACUACUUGCAAAACCGUCGAAAGUUGCAUUCGGCUGUCAAAGCGUUGAGGGAAAAAUUCACGAUGCCUCAGCGGCAACGCGAAGAGUAUGAAAAUUACAUACUGGAACAUACGGGACAGCAGAGAAUUACGCCGGAUCUGCUCAAUGCCCUGAACGAGCAGCUGAAGAACGCACUGAUCCAGAAACCGAUACCUAACAAGUAUCAGCCGCAUGGCUUAAAGGUUGUGCAAUUUUUUCAAAAGCAAGAAAGUGGACUCGUCGAGUUGGAACGUAUGUGGAGAGAACAUUUUCUUUUCACGAUGAAACCGAAGCAUCUGCCAAGUUUAUGGUCUGUACGCCACAAUCAAGAGCGAUUAAUUAUACGCCAAGCACAAAAUAGAAUCGAUGAGGACGAUGCGAAGGCAGCUGGAUUAAAACAGUAGCGCUAGAAUUUGAAUAUUAUAACUGAAAAGUCUCGUAUAAGAGCGAGAACUUCGAAAGACUGUUAUAUUAACCAAUAUAUCUCCUGAAUACAUAUACAUAUAUAUGAAAA
Messenger RNA from Temnothorax curvispinosus, 2576 nucleotides. RefSeq names its product exonuclease 3'-5' domain-containing protein 2 (gene Exd2). Lineage: Eukaryota; Metazoa; Arthropoda; Insecta; Hymenoptera; Formicidae. Gene Ontology annotation, biological process: nucleobase-containing compound metabolic process. The record is from RefSeq and is a predicted model, not a curated record. Gene Ontology annotation, molecular function: 3'-5' exonuclease activity; nucleic acid binding. Bases 634 to 2466 code for a protein of 610 amino acids. The transcript has 7 exons. Gene Ontology annotation, cellular component: cytoplasm; nucleus.